Molecule: messenger RNA, 4184 nt
Organism: Acanthopagrus latus (yellowfin seabream)
Lineage: Eukaryota; Metazoa; Chordata; Actinopteri; Spariformes; Sparidae
Product: bone morphogenetic protein receptor type-2-like
Exons: 19
Coding region: 472-4149 (1225 amino acids)
Biological process (GO): cellular response to growth factor stimulus; protein phosphorylation; BMP signaling pathway
Cellular component (GO): plasma membrane; signaling receptor complex
Molecular function (GO): ATP binding; transforming growth factor beta receptor activity
Source: RefSeq, a predicted model, not a curated record
UUUGUUCCCUCCAUUAAACACUCAUGCUUUUGCCUUGUCGUCACGAGCCACAAGGCAUUUUAUUUUGAAGGCGUCGUCGUAGGCCUUUAUUCUGAAGCUGUGAACCGGAAGCUGCGUGUGCGAUGGUCUCCAACAGCUGACAGUCUGAGAGGCUGCAGAGAACCGGAGCCGCUCCAGUUCUGCGGAUUUUCUGCUUCUGCUGAAGAAACCUGCUGCUGGAUCCGGAUCCACCCUGACCAGGAGAGUCCGAACGGAGCCGAACCGAGCUGAGCCGGAUCAGAACAAACCCGGAUACAGAGAGACAGACAGACAGAGAGACAGACAGGCUGCUUCAUCUCCUCCUGCAGAGCCGGCCGGAGUCAUCCUCAUCCUCCCGAGGAGGAGAUGCUGUCAGGAUAAUCUGACCCAGGAUCAGUGAUGCUGGCCUCUGUUUCACAGCCUCCGGACUCGAACCUGUGAGGUGGAUCCAACAUGGCCGCUGUGUGUGGAGCUUCAUUAACAGUGUGUGUGUGUGUCCUGCUGCUGCCUUCUGUCACCGCGUUUCAGUUGAGGAACAUCGAGUGCGCCUUCACCGACAACCUGCCGGACUCAGAACCUCACAGCGGGCUGACCAAUGAGCUGCGAGGAGUGGUGCGAGAAAACAACACGAUCCGCUGCAUCCGCGGCUCGCGCUGCUAUGGAUUGUGGGAAAAGAGACCAGACGGGGAAAUACACCUGGUCAAGCAAGGUUGCUGGAUUAGCAUCGGUAACGAGCAGGAGUGUCAUGGCGACCGUUGCCUGGUAACAACCACGCCCUCUCAGAUCCAGAACGGCAGCUACAGAUACUGCUGCUGCAACCGAGACCUUUGCAACGCCAACUUCACCGAGGCUCCGCCCACCGCCGACACCCCCGCCCUGAGGCUGAUGAAGCCGGAUGGGUGGGACGACAGACAGACAGCUCACCAGCCACUGAGGCGGGAGGAGACAGCACUCAUCGCGCUGGUAACCGUCGCCAUAGCAGCCAUUGUCAUCAUAGCGUUGUUCCUGGGAUACCGCAUGAUGAGAGGGAAGAAGAAACACAGUCUGUCUGCUCUGGAUGUGAUGGAGGCAGCAAACACAGACGCUGCUGUCGACCUGGAUAACCUGAAACUACUGGAGCUGAUUGGUCGGGGGCGUUAUGGCACAGUGUUUCGCGGCAGUCUUAACGAGCGCUGCAUGGCGGUCAAACUCUUCAGCUCGGCCAACCGGCAGAACUACGCCAACGAGCGCUCCAUCUACUGCCUGCCGCUGCUGCAGCAGCACGACAACAUCGCCCGCUUCCUGUCGGCUGACGAGAGGACGACGGCUGACGGGCGGCCGGAGUUCCUGAUCCUGAUGGAGUUCUACCCACAUGGCUGCCUGUCUCACUACCUGUCUCUCCACACGGUGGACUGGACCACCUGCUGCAGGAUGACCCACGGUGUCACCAGAGGACUGGCCUUCCUGCACACUGAGCUCUACAGAGGAGACCAGUACAAACCAGCGGUGGCCCACAGAGACGUCACCAGCAGGAACGUUCUGGUCCGAGCCGAUCUGUCCUGCGUCCUCGCCGACUUCGGUCUGUCCAUGAGGCUGACAGGAAGCAGACCCUGUUGCCCCGGAGACGACGACACCAUGGCCAUUUCUGAGGUGGGGACGGUGCGGUACAUGGCUCCAGAGGUUCUGGGUGGAGCUCUGAACCUCCGGGACUGCGAGUCGGCGCUGAAGCAGGUGGAUGUUUACGCUCUGGGUCUGCUCUACUGGGAGAGCUUCAGGAGGUGUUCACACCUGUUCCCAGGUGAAUCAGUACCAGAGUACCAGCUUGCGUUCCAGGCUGAGUUGGGGAAUCAUCCGACCUUCGAGGAGAUGCAGAUCCUCGUCGCCAGAGAGAAAUUCAGGCCCAGAUUCCCUGAAGCCUGGAAGGAGAACAGCCUGGCGCUACGCUCCCUGAAGGAGACGAUGGAGGACUGCUGGGACCAGGACGCUGAAGCUCGGCUCACCGCUCAGUGUGCCGAGGAGAGGCUGUCUGAACUCACACUGCUGAGUACACACACUGCAGUACACAACCACAGGAACCUGUCUCAUGGCUGCUGGCCUGCUCAGGUUGGCUCCGCCUCCUCCUACAUUGAAGAUCUGCAGGUGGGCGUGGUCAAGAAUCUCCAGGGAGACGGCCAUCAAGCAUCUCUUGUCAAAACGACUGCGAUCGGAGCUGAAGGUGGAGAAAAGAACAGAAACUCCAUCAACUAUGAACGACAGCAGGCUCAGACUCGGUCGUCCGGAUCAGACGGCGCCGCCCAGACGCCUUCUAACAUCCUGUCCAGCCUCUCUGAGUGUGAACACUCGGGUGGCGCUGUGUUCAGGGUCCCGGUCUGCCUGCAGCUGACAGAAGAAGACCUGGAGGCCAACAAACUGGACCCCAAAGAGGUUGACAAGAACUUGAGAGAAAGUUCUGAUGAGAACUUGAUGGAACAUUCACAGAAACCGUUUGGCUCAACAGAGCAGAACACGCUGCUGUACCACCAGAUACUGCAAACUGCUGAGGCGAGUCGUUCCACUCCUCAGGGUGAACCGGGGGAACCUCACUCCUCCACCCACCCCCUCCCCAAACAGCAGAACCUGCCCCAGAGGCCCACCAGCCUCCACCUGCUGCACAAAACCAAGGAGAACACUUCAGCUGCGUCUCGACUGAAGCUGGGAAAGCUCAAGUCAAACCACCGACAGGUGGAGACCGGCGUUGCUAAGAUGAACACUGUAACAGUGGCCUCGGCUGUAGAGCCUCACACAGUGACCAACAGCACCAGCACUAGAGGCGGUGUCACCACUGGGAACCGAGCCCAACCAGUGAUGGUGGUCGCUAACGGCUACAGCGCGGGCGUCCCCACCCUGGUGACGAAUGGCAUCGUAGGCGGAGGUCGGACCAAUCCGGCAGGGCCACAGCUGGAGGACGAGGACAAGCUGGAGAGAGGCAUGAUGGGAGGAGAGGACAACUGUAUGAACCCGCUCAACUUCAGCCCCGAUGAACAUGAACCAUUGCUGAGGAGAGAACAGCCGCCGGCUGAGAGCGAACCUCCUCCUCCUCCUCCUCCUCAUCAUCAUCAUCAUCAUCAGUCCCGACCCGGAAGCAUCCAGUCAGGACGAGGCUCCAACUCCAACAACAACAACAACAGGAUACCGGUGGGAUCAGACGUCAAGAUCCAGAGUUUAGAGGUGGAACCCAAACCUGAGCAACACCUGGUGGGUCAGCAGAUCAGUGGACCCACAGUUACGGCUCCAAUAUUAAAUCAGGAGGAGCAAGUUCUGCCUUCUGGUCCAGCAGGAGGUGCUGACCAAACAGCUGAGGCCCCUCCCACCUGCCAAGAUGGAGGUCAAGACUCAGGAACAGGUCCAUGUGUCCAGAGAGACCUUUCUUCAGAACCACUAUCUACCAGAAGCCCAAAAUCUCAUCUGGACCCCGGCUGCAGAGGUCCAGAUCCUAGCUUUACUCCGAGCUCAGCAAGUUCAGCUUCAAAAGCACAAGAACUGGACACCAAAACCUCAAAAUCUUCCUCAGAAACCCUGGACCCCCAGACCUGUGGUCCAGAAAUUCAAGCCCUGAAACCUGCAGAUCCAGAAGCUUCACCUUUAGAGGUUCCAGAUUCUGAAACUCCAGCUUUGAAAUGUCAAGAGUCAGAAGCCGCAGCUGGUUCAGGAGCUUCUGUUCCAGAACCAGUGGCUCUACGAGGUCCAGUGUCAGAUCCACAAAGAGCAGCUCUGUUACGACCCCAGAUAGGACCGGCCAAGGCCAAGAGGCCUGAGCGUCCCUGUUCUCUGGACCUGUCUUCAUCCUGUGUCUCCUCAGACGAUGUUUCUCUGACGGGCAGUCUGAGCGCUUCAGGAGAGAAAAUAAAACGUCGAGUCAAGACUCCGUACACCCUGAAGAAAUGGCGUCCGGCCUCAUGGGUCGUUUCCACGGACACGGCUCUCGAUGUGGACUUCGACUUCAACAACAGUGGUAGUAGCAGCAGCCAGACCCAGUUCUCUGGUCCCCAAAGAGCAGGAAGCUUCAGCACCCCCAAAAUCAAUCAGUCCAAAUCCAGCAUGGCUGUGUUUUUAGUUGGAAGCGGAGCGACGGAGACCACGACGUCUGAGCCCGACGGACUGACCUGCUUCUAAAGCUUUCCAUUGUUAAAGAGCAGAUUUAUGUUUCA